AACAAAUGUUAUCCAGUACUAUGUGCUCGCGAAUUUCAGCAGCAGAAAUGAUAGUAGAAUAUGUUUUCGUAAAUUCCUCUAUGUAUUUUUGUCGUGCUGGCUCAUCAGGAAGAUGUGUAACGAGUGACCUUGACUUUGUAGUGAUAUUUUGAAUUCGGACUCUAGAGUCGCGUUUGUUUCUCUCGAGAUGAAUCCCAUCAUCAUUGAUGAUGUAGCCAAUUCUGUAUUCAAGCUACGGAUGUAUCCGUAUUUCGAUAUCGCUAAUUACAUUUUGAUGAGUAUAUCCGUAAAAGAAGAUACUCCUCAGUCAGGCUCUGUAAGUUUUUCGAGACGUCACCCGUUUUCGUGCUGGUUGGCCACUAUGCUCAUGUGUUUCGGAGGGGCCAUUCUUUCCAACUUCAUCACAGGGUCGCCCCUAUUCGAGUGUUUUGAUGACACAAUCUCCGUUUUAACGGCUACCGUUGUAUGGUAUCUCAUAAAUUAUUUCCCAUUUGAUAUUUUGUAUCGAUUUUGCAAAAUACUUCCUGUUCGACUACUGGUGUGCUCAUUAAAGGAGGUUCAGAGGGCGAAGAAGAUUUUCAUUGGUGUACAUCAUGGCCUUCAUCUGUUUCCACAAUCGCCUGUGAUGUGUGUUCUCCUAGGUCUUUUGAAGGGUGUUGGUAGUCUGUAUAUGCGUCCUGUUUCGAAUUAUGUCUUGGGUAUCUGGGAUCGAAAAAGCAAUCCAUUUAUAAUCGUCAACUUCACUACAAAAAUUUCGUUGCUUGCCGCUAUCGCAUAUUAUUGUCAUCAUUUGGAUAUAAUACCGUUACCGGAAAAUCAAUUAUUCUUGGUUAUAAUGAUUUUGUUUGUUUACCUCAGAAUCACUAUGAUUCUACUGGGCUUAAAAGAUCCAUUUGUACCGUUUGAGAAUGCUGUUUGUAAGGUGUUGUUUGGUGGUACUGUCGACGCUAUUCGUAGUGCUUUUGAACGUAGUCGUAGCAAGGCAUCUGAAACUACACCUUCAAAUUUGUCAAAUGUUAGCGGAACAACUUCAUCAUCAUCAACUGCCAAUAUGACUGGUAAUGCAAAUUUCUCUUCAACUGGUACUGGGACAGGACAAACCAAUCAAGGUUUAUCUAAUAGUAAUGCAAAUAGUUUCAAUUCAAGUGGUCUACGUGAUGCUGCCAAUCGUCAAACACCAUCUUCAGGUGAUAAAAAACGUGAUUAAUAUCAUAAUAAACAAAAUAUUUUGUAGACUUACCUGUUUUGUCUAUCACCUUUAAAUGCUUCUUUCUUCAAAGGGAAUAUUAUUCAUAUUCCAAAAUUCAUACCUUAGUUGGGUAUGCUAUGUAAAUUAGAUCUCUUCUUUCUAUAUGUUUGUGCAUUUAUCCAUCAAUGUUUACAUAUUGAGUAAAGUACGUUUCAAACAACUAUUGUUUUAUGCUUCCUAAAGUCUUAUAGUUCCAUUAUUUGUUUUACCUCUUUUCUUGUAUUAUGGAAUGAAAAUACAAAUCAAUUAAGUGUAGUGAAUAUAUACUCCUACGUGUACGUUCCACUGUGUUUUAUCUUUGUUUUUCUUCUACACUUCUUCGCCAUUUUACACUAGUUUUCUGUAAUGUUGAAUUUUUAUUUUACAAACUGAUCUAUUCUUUUUUUUGAUGUGGGUUUGUUCUCUGAGCUGGAUGGUUUGGUCGUGGAGCUUUCAUCGUUCAGAAGGACGACGAUAACAAACCCACAUCAAAAUCACCCACUUGAGCUACAAAUCUUCUCCACCAUCUCUGACCUAUUCUUGUUGUUAUUCUCUGUGUAAUUCAUUUUGUUUGCAUUUCUAAUUACCUAAAUUUAUCAAUUUAUGGAUUGUUUUUCCAAUUCUUUUUAUCCCUUCCCAUUCCUCCUAAAUGUAUCUCUAUACUUUACUGUUACUAUAUACUCCUUAAGGCCUUAAUUAAAAUUAAGAUUAGUUUGAUUGUUCGAUAGAAUUUCAGUUUUUUUGGUCUGUUUAUUCUAUAAAUUGGAAAUUUGUAUAG
This is a messenger RNA of Schistosoma rodhaini, 2006 nucleotides long. The record is from the annotation of a GenBank genome assembly. Lineage: Eukaryota; Metazoa; Platyhelminthes; Trematoda; Strigeidida; Schistosomatidae.